Culex pipiens pallens (northern house mosquito) is the source of this 9796-nucleotide messenger RNA. It is a transcript of the gene msn, whose product is annotated as serine/threonine-protein kinase mig-15. Bases 751 to 5472 code for a protein of 1573 amino acids. The record is from RefSeq and is a predicted model, not a curated record. Gene Ontology annotation, biological process: protein phosphorylation. NCBI's taxonomy places the organism in Eukaryota, Metazoa, Arthropoda, Insecta, Diptera, Culicidae. The transcript has 19 exons. Gene Ontology annotation, molecular function: ATP binding; protein kinase activity.
UCAGAAAGCAAAGUGCAAUCGUCCGAGUUGGUCGUCAAGUUGGUUUUCUACGCGCGUCCGCGACUUUCCUACCGAUUCUCUCUCUGUAAGUGACUGACUGUGACCGUGUGUGUGUGUGUGUUCGUGCGCCGUGUGGCCAUAAUUCGGCCAUUUGGGCAGUUCUACGGGGCGUUGCGGACCGGAUUCCGUUCCAGAUUCUUCGGUCUCGAGUGGGUUCCCGUCGGAGGAACGGUUUUUGCGGGACUUUCGGUGGCGAAUCGGUGCCACUUUUUCCUUCCACCGUCGGAACAACGGAUCAGGAUGGUGGAACCGAUUGCUGAUUGUGCCGUGGUUGUCCUCUGAGAGAUCCAGAGGGACGGAAGUGUCGCGCGGAGCGUGCCAGCAAGGAUUGACCGGGACCGGUUCCGUUGUUUGCGUGAAACCACCCCGGAGAAGAAGAAGAAGAACAAGAAUAGUGUUGUGUCGAGAGUGCAAAUCGUGCUGCGGGCUGAAUAUUUCAAAGUUACAGUAUUCAUCCGUCGUUGUCGAGAACAACACAUGCAAAACAGUUCCAUACACUCAUACGAAAACAGUGUUGAAAUCUUUUUUGAUCGGGUUGUUUGUUGGAUAAAUCCCACCACACGGUGAAAACGCAGCAACCAGCGAAAAGUUGAACACAAAAACCGUCAUCGCAGCCGCCACCGCCGUCGUCAUUACCAUCAUCAACGGAGGGAAGUCGACGACGACGACGACUACUACGAUUACGUCAAAAUGGCGCAUCAAAUGAUGCCCCAGUCAGUGAACUGCUCACUGGAUGAUAUCGAUCUGAACGCGUUGAAGGACCCCGCCGGGAUCUUCGAGCUAAUCGAAGUGGUCGGAAAUGGAACCUACGGACAGGUUUAUAAGGGUCGCCACACAAAGACUGGACAACUCGCUGCCAUUAAGGUGAUGGACGUCACCGAGGAGGAGGAGGAGGAGAUCAAGCUGGAGAUCAACGUGCUCAAAAAGUACUCCAACCACCGGAACAUUGCCACGUACUAUGGUGCAUUUAUCAAAAAGACGUCCGCCGGCAAGGACGACCAGCUGUGGCUGGUGAUGGAGUACUGCGGGGCCGGUUCCGUCACCGACCUGGUCAAAUCGACCAAGGGCCAGAGCUUGAAGGAGGAGUGGAUCGCGUACAUCUGCCGGGAGAUCCUGCGGGGGUUGAGCUACCUGCACACGAACAAAGUGAUACAUCGGGACAUCAAGGGCCAGAACGUGCUCCUGACGGACAACGCCGAGGUCAAGCUGGUGGACUUUGGCGUGUCGGCACAGCUGGACAAGACCAUUGGCCGGCGGAACACCUUCAUCGGAACGCCCUACUGGAUGGCGCCGGAGGUCAUCGCAUGCGACGAGAACCGGGACGCCACCUACGACAAUCGGUCCGACCUGUGGUCGCUGGGCAUCACCGCACUCGAGAUGGCCGAGUCACAGCCUCCGCUGUGCGACCUGCACCCGAUGCGUGCGCUCUUCCUCAUUCCCCGCAAUCCGCCGCCCCGGCUCAAGUCGAAGAAGUGGUCCAAGAAGUUCCACGGAUUCAUCGAUACGGUGCUAGUUAAAGACUAUCAUCAACGGCCUUACACGGAACAGUUGCUGAAGCACCCGUUCAUCAAGGAGCAGCCCACGGAAAGACAAGUGCGGAUACAGCUGAAAGACCAUAUCGAUAGGUGUAAGAAGCGCAAGCAGGAAAAGGAACGGGACGACUACCGGUACUCGGGCUCCGAGAACGAGGAGGAGGAACUGCCUACGGCCGGGGAGCCCUCGUCGAUCAUCCAGGCGCCCGGCGGUGACACGCUGCGGCGGAACUUCCAGCAGAUCCAGGAGGGCCGGACGCUAAUGCAGAACGCCGAACAGCAGCAGCCGCCGAACGCCAACCGGAACCAGAAGCCACAGCAGCGAGACGAGCGGAGUAAACAGCAAUCGGUGGAGGAGCCCGGUCCUCCGUCGCGGCCAGUUCUACCUCAGCGGUUGAUAGUGGUACCGGACCCGCCGGCCAAUGCCAACGCGAACCGGCCGCUGCCACCGACGCCUCGGUCCGGCAGCGGAUCGUCCUCCCAGCAGCAAGCGCAACAACAGCAGCCAUCGUCCCAGCAGCAGACGCCUCAGCAACCCCCGCGAAACUCCCAGAACAUCUUCAAGCCAAUGCUGCCACCACGACGACCAGAGGAUUUGGACAUGUUAGCCGCACAACUAAAUGAAUUGGGCGUCUCCCAACAGUCACAGCCUCAGGCGCAACCGGAAGCCCCGCCCCGGAACAACCGGCAACAGUCGUCGUCUCAGUCACAGCCCCAGCAGCAGCCGCUUCCCCAACUCCCUCAGCAGCAGUCCAGCGGAAGUGGUAAGCCCGGGGUUGGCAGUGGUGCCGCCAACGGCAAUAACAAUAACAACAAUCACCACCACCAUUCGAGCGGCGGCGUCGGUCAACCGAUCAACCCGCUGGAUCCGAUCGAGAGCUCCGACUCGGACUCGGAACCGGAAGAGCCGAACGAUCGGGCGCGGAACGACGGCACGCUGCUGGCCAGCGACCCGCCGAAGCCACUUCCCGAAUUCUCCUAUAGGCCCGGCGGACUGGGAGUGCUGGCCGAGUCGGACCAGAACAACCAAUCGGCGACGACGACCACACCCGGGGGCAGCGUGCUUUCGCCUCCGGGUGGCGGUAGUGGGGGUGGUGGUGGCGGCCCCCCGAACCGACCCCUGCCACCCACGCCCGACGACGACGACGCCCAGGGCGACCGGACGCUGAUCAAGAGGAUUUUUAACGUUAAAUGGAAAAAUUUCGAGAUCCAAAACAACUACGACAACAAGUCGACCUCGUCGAUCGGAACCACGACCUCCUCGACCGGUUCCACCGGCUCGACCCCGUCCGAGUGCGAGGAAGCCGUCCUGCUGCGGGACUGGGACUUUGAGCGAUUCUUUCCGUCCAACGAGCGACCACGACCCCACCAGCGCCACUCAAUGUCCGACAAGUCCUCGUCGUCUUCGCCGGCCGAAUCCAGCAGUCGGCUGAACGGUGCCGCAGGCCAAGGCCUGGACAAGUUCCGCAAGGAGCGCGAAAACAGCAAAGUGUCCAACCUGGCGUACGCCGAAAAGAAAAAGGUCGAAGAGAUGAACAACAAGAUCCGGCUGGAGGAACGGGUCAAAAGUGAGAUCUUUGCCCGCCAGUACCGCAGUCAGCAAUCUCCCGGCAAGUCCGGCCCGCAACAACAGUUCCUUGCUCCGUCCCAAUCUCACAAACGUCAGGAGUCUGACUCUAAACUCUCGCUCAACUUUGUACGCGGCUUCCGGCGGGAAAACUCGGACUUUUUCCCACUGUCCAAGCGCCACUCGGCCAUCCUCGGAGACCAGAGCGCACCCACCGUCGUCGGCGGUGGACUCGGCAAGCAAAUGUCCUCCAGUGCGAUCCACCAGCAACUUCAGCACCAACACCCCCACCACCAGCAACGGUCCAGUGCCAUAUUCUCGCGGAACCGAGGCACCUCCAAGGGCGAACCCAUUCUGACGGACUUCACCGUGACCAAACGGGGCGCCGAUGGCGAUGACCACAGGCCGCGAACGCCUCCACGGCAAACGACGACGACGGCCGCUGCUGCUGCUCCCGCCUCCAACGGCCGGCAAGCCACUCCGGCGUCCCGAAAUCUCGACUUCCUGAGGCCUCGCCGCGAGAAAACCGAAUCCGUGAUUUUUGUGCGUAAUUCGCCCACGCGGCAGCAACUGAUCGACAGUCAGAACCGAGUCGGCGGCGAAAACAGCAGCCUGGGAACCCCUGGCCAACGCACCAGCAGUGUCCUGCCGGAUCUACUGAGCCAAGCGUCCCCGGCGACGCCACCCCGCCACGACAAGUCCGCCAGUGAAGAGUACCGGGCAGCCGUCAGUUCCUCCGUCAAUUCCACACCCUCCAAAUCCUUCAUCGGCCAGAUCAACAACAACAACAACAAUGGUGGCCAUCAUCAUAACAACAACAACAACAACAACAACAACAGUAGCAACAACAACAACAUCAGCCACAGCAAUAACCAUAACCUUAACAAUAGCAGCGGCGGCGGUGGCAACUCGUCGCCCAACUCGACGGUGUCGAACUCGUCCUCUUCCUCCCACCAUAACAGUCCAAACCACUCGAUUAACAUAAGAAAACUAAAUAUCCAUAACCAACUCUUGCAUAGUAGCAAUAAUAACAACAACAAUCAUUUACCUCCCUAUCAACAACAUCUGUUGCACCACCACCACCAACAACAACAACAACAUCACCACCUUCAACAACAAUCGUCGCAACCGGCGUCGCUAAACUCCGGAAUCGGUGCCGGAACGCCCCUGCCCCUCCCCCCGUACGCACUGGCUCUGCAACAGAAGCAGCGGAGCUUCCUGACGUUCGGCUUUAGCGCGGGUUCGGGCGGUUCGGCGGCCACGCGGCGUGAAAGCCACGUCAACGUCAACGUGACGCCGACCUCGCACGACGCCGCCAGCGAUACGCCCGAGAUUCGCAAGUACAAGAAGCGCUUCAACUCGGAGAUUCUGUGUGCGGCCCUGUGGGGCGUCAACCUGCUGAUCGGCACCGAGAACGGGCUGAUGCUGCUGGACCGGUCUGGCCAGGGAAAGGUGUACCAGCUGAUUUCGCGCCGGCGGUUCCAGCAGAUGGAGGUGCUCGAGGGCCAGAACAUUCUGGUCACCAUUUCCGGCAAGAAGAACCGCGUCCGCGUGUACUACCUGUCCUGGCUCAAGUCCAAGAUUCUGCGAACCGACGGAAUGGGAGAUCAACAAGUGGAGCGCCGCAACGGGUGGAUCAACGUGGGUGAUCUGCAGGGUGCGGUCCACUUCAAGAUCGUCAAGUACGAACGGAUCAAGUUUCUGGUGAUUGCGCUCAAGGACUCAAUCGAGAUCUACGCGUGGGCGCCCAAACCGUACCACAAAUUCAUGGCAUUUAAGAGUUUCGGUGAGCUGAUGCACCGCCCGCUGCUGGUCGACCUGACCGUGGAGGAGCAAACCCGGCUGAAGGUGAUCUACGGCUCGGCGGAAGGCUUCCACGCGGUCGACCUCGACUCGGCCACGGUCUACGACAUCUACCUUCCUAAGCAUACUCAGGGUCCAAUCUCGCCGCACUGCAUCGUGACGCUGCCCAACUCGAACGGCAUGCAGCUGCUGCUGUGCUACGACAACGAGGGCGUCUACGUGAACACGAUGGGCCGCGUCUCCAAGAACAUCGUGCUGCAGUGGGGCGAAAUGCCGACGUCGGUCGCGUACAUCGGCACCGGCCAGAUCAUGGGCUGGGGCAACAAGGCAAUCGAGAUCCGGUCGGUCGAGACCGGCCACCUGGACGGGGUGUUCAUGCACAAGAAGGCCCAGCGCCUCAAGUUCCUGUGCGAGCGCAACGACAAGGUGUUCUUCAGCAGUGCCAAAGGUGGUUCGUCGUGUCAGAUCUACUUCAUGACGCUGAACAAGCCCGGUAUGGCCAACUGGUAAAUCAGGACCACCAGAAGGAUGACGACGAGUAGGAAUGCGCGAGAACCAGAGUGAAUGUGGCAGUGUGUUAUUCGUUUAUUUUUAUUUUAUUUUUGUUCGCGUGAGAAUCGUGAGAGUCAAAAAACAUUUACCCGUUCUAUACAAUUUACAAAAAGCAAGUAAACCGUGGGGAGGAGGAGAAACCAACAAGCCGGCGCAGCCAGUGUGCGCUGUGUAACAGUAAGUCAUUCAAAUGGUGUUUUAUACAAAAGCUCUUUUAUGGUAGUUUCGUUGACUUUUCUUCCCGGUAUUUAAAGAAUCUACGAGUAGGCAAGCAAGCUCUAGCAUGCAGCAGCAGCAGCACAGAACGUAAAGCAAGUAAAACAAACAUGUGUUAGUGAGACAAGUGUAAAGCAGAAAUCGUAUAUAUUACUUAUACUAUUAAGCGAUUAAGAAGAAAAAAAAAAGCAAAUCAAGAAAGGAUUGAAGCGAGCAGUCCUUUACGUAAAACAAAACAUGGUUUUCAAUUCCCCGUUUCCCCUUUUAUCCUUCCCUGCAACCAAGAAAGCAAAAAAAAAAGUUCGCGAGAAAGCUUUCCUCCCUCCCCUUAAACCACAAUCAAAAUCUACUUCUUCCUGUGCGCGCACGUAACUGCAAAACACACCCACAUCAAUCAAACACAAGCACCUCAGCGCUAAUCAAAUUCAGUGUUCUUCUUUGUCGUAUUUUUCCCCCCAUCGAUUCAGUUGCCGCUUAAUAGCUUCCAUUACCCUUCAUCGCGUGAAGUACUAGAUUAGACUGUGUACAUUUUGAAUUACUUUUUGGUAUGACUUAAUAAGGGCGUCGCCACCAUUUCUAUAAUAAAAUGCUUCAAUAGUAUGAAACUUGUCAUAAAUAUUGUUAUUUUAAAGAGUACAAAUUUUAUAGCGGCGAAAAUUAGUCCUUUUGCUGAUUUGAUUCUCACUGGCUUGCCUCCGAGGAUAAAAGAUUUAAAAAAAUAGAAAUAUGAGACACUUGAAACAAUUGUAAUUAAAUAUUAUGAAUUUAAAACUUACAAAACAAACAAAUUCAAACAUUUAUAAAUUCAAAAAAUUAUAAAACAUAUUUUUAUUUAAAUUAUUUACAUUAAUGACAUUCGAGACAUUUGAUUUCCUAGAAAUUUCAACAUUUAAUGUUAAAAAAUGGAAUAUUCAAAAAUUUAAAGUAUUUCGUUAUUUUAUUAUUCCAAUAAUUGUAUUUCUGAAUUUCAACGAAAAUUAAAUUUAGAAAAAUCUUUUUUUUUAAAUAAAAAAAAAACGAAAAGAAUUAUUAUGCAAGCAUUUUAAAAACAUUUUUUUUAUUUUUGUUUUUUUUUAUCUUGAAAAAUAUAAGAUUUGAUGUCUAAAAUUAUUUUGGCGUCAGUCAAUAAACUAAAGAAAUAUUUAUAUUUUUUCAUUUGAAUUGUUUAAAUUCCUAAGAUUGGUUUUUUCGAUUGUUUUUCCUUUUUUAAUUUGGAUUAUUUUUUAUUUAAUUUUUCAAUAACAGUGCUAUCGCUUGUUUCGCAACACCGGAUUUUGGCAACAAUUUCUUCAAAUAUUCCCGAUUUUGGCAACACCCAAAUUAAUGUGACAUUUUUGGUCUCGUUAUACUUUCAAAUCAUAAAUUAAUUAGUUGUGACUCAAACUAUAAUUAGUUUGAAUGCAAAUAAUUUAUUUAAUCAUAAAUUAUUUAUUUAUAAAACAAAAUUUUAUUCAAAUUACAUUAAUGAAAGACAUUUGAAACCCCAAAAAAAUCAAUUAAAAAAAUAUUCAUAAGAUUAAAGUAUUUAAAAAAAUAAGCGUUUGUAUUCUAAAAAUUUAAAAUUACAAGAAACAAAAACAAUAAACGUCUAAAAUAACUGCAAAAAUUAUAUUGAUUCUAAAUUUAGAAAAAAAUACCUUGAAUUUAAGAAUUUGAAAAUUCAUAAGAUUAAAAAAAAACUAUUCAAUUCAGAGAUUUGGAGAACCUUUCAACUGAGAUCAAUUCAUAAGCCUUUGCUGGGAGGGUACAUAUUUCUACGUUUAGAUUUUGCUAGCUGAGACUAUCAUUUUUUGUAAUUUUUGAAUUUUCAAUAUUUUUGAACAUAAAAAUAGAUAAUUGUUCAUUUAAAACAUAUUUUUUACGUUGAAUUGUUUUAUUUUUUUUUUCAAUUAUUUAAUUUGGAUUAUAUUUUAUUUUUUUAUUAUCAUUCUUUUAAUUUUUUUAAGGUAUGAAAAAUUCAACUUUUCUUUUAUUUUCCCAAAUUUUAAAAAUUUUGGUUUUUUGGUGUAUUGUUGAAGAAGAGGAAGACAUCAACUUAAAAUUUAAUUAGCAUUGGCUUGAUUUGCUUGCUUUUUUAAAUUUAGAAAAAAAAAAUAAGUUUUUUCUUGUAGCAGUGUGAGCUUUUCAUCGGGUGCAAAAUCUGAUUCGCUCUUGUGUUUGCCCCCAGCAGUGGAGACACCCUUAAACGUCAUUGUAGUAUUUCAACAAAACAAAAAAACAAAGUUUGGUGAUUUGCUAGCGAGCAAAUUUAAUUGGCAGUAUCAAACCAAAAAAAAAUACUUCGAUCGUUUAACAACAGUCGGUGUCAAACCAUUGAUGUUUUAGUUUAUGUUUUUUUCUAAUCUAGUACUUCGCUAACACCUUAACUCUGAAGCUGAUAAGUAAGAUGGAGCUUGGAACGCAAGGUGCCCUUUUCCGUCGUUAUUUUUCAUCAAACCCCCUUAAAACCAACCAUGAAAACGGAGCCAGUUUUUUUUUCCUGCGAACCCAAACCAGAGACUCCACGAAAAUUCCGAGCGAAUUCCAGACACGUGUUGUUGCGUGGUAGUCCAACCUUAAUUUUUUCACCGUCUCGCGCAAACUGUGCCGACGAAUAAAAAGUUAGUUUAUUUUAUAUUAUUUGUUUGGUUUUAGAGAAUCUUUUUUUUAUGUACACAAAAACAACAAGAAGCGAAAGAUUGAUAUUUUUAUUUGUUUAUUUUUUUUUAUUAUAUACAACGCUAUACUUUUUUUUCUCGCUUAUAAUCGCACUAUAACUGAGGAAAGCAACCUUGUUUGAAAAUUUGUUGUCGCGUCCAAACCACUGGUUGUACUAUUUCAUCAAUCUCACCGUUCAUGUUCUCUGUGUUUCCUUACCUUGAGUUAUUUCAACAAGUGCCAUUUUCUGUUUUCGCUAUUUAUUCCUGUUUUUUUCCUCUCCCAAGUUGUGUGCAAUAUCUGUCCCCGGGUCAUUAUACCGUUGCUUGAGUCAAUCUGAACAACAACAACAACAAACAAAACGAAGUCUGAGCAAAAUUCGAUUGGAAACCGAUCUAUCACUUUGCGCAGUUGGAGAGCAUUUUUUUAAACAUUGAAGCAACAAACACAUGUGCACUCACUAAACAGCAGUAGAUGGUGGCGCAAACAAUAGUGCAGAUAGCAGUUUAUGAAACACACACUCAAACUCUCACACACGAAAGCGUUUGUUUAAUUACAGUUCUAGCGGAUAAUAAAGAAAAAAAUACAAUAGAUAAUUGUAAGAAGGGAAAACGAUAGAAACAAAUUUUUUAAAUAGAGAAAGAAAAAAAAACAGAAAUCCAAACAACCAUUUAGGAACAGAAAAGAAACCGGAAAGGACGAACGUGUUUUUGCAGGUUCACUCACACACCAUACAGUAAUAGCGGAUCGUGUAAAGAAAUGCCUUCAACCAAUAUUAACACACACAGAUUCACAUAAAAAAAAGAAAUGAAAACACAACAGUGAUAGUUCCACCACAUUCAGCAAACAUUUUCGCGACCCGUUAGUUUCGUCACCCUCACACACACACACCAUCAUCAUUAAUCCAUUUAAACGUAUAUAUUCCCACUCUCAUAAACCCACACACACACACACAUGCAAACGCCCAAAAUCAGCUACACACACAAACACUCACUAGUAUUCUUAGAGGAAGCAAAGAAACACAAAUUUAUCACUUUCAUAUCUUUAUUAAAUUAGGCGUACGCUUUUCUCGAAUAAUAGCAAAACGAAAAAAGGAAAAAUCAUACCCCACUCCACACACGCUGCUGAACAAAGUGUGUGAAAGAGAGAACAAUCGCCCACUUGCAUACAUUUUUACAACCAGCCACAAACUCACUCUUAUAAUCUACACACACAAACACACCCAAACACACGCUACAGUCUAUCAUCAAAAAACAACAUAAUGGAAAGAUAAAACAAGAAGAAAAAGUGACAUGGAGACGUCUUUUAAUAAAAACAAACAAAAAAUAUUAUAAAUAUAUAAACGAAUUGACAGUAAUUAUAUGGUAAAAAAAAAUAAUGCAAACAGCAGCAAAACAGAAAAAAAAACAUAAAGAAAGAACAAACAAAC